GUCUAAAAAUAUCUGAAGAGAGAUUAAGUGGUUCAACAAGUAACGCUCUAAUGGAUGAAAGAGAAUUUCCACCAAAUAAUCUACAAAUAGACUCAAAGGACAGUCUUCCUGCUGACUUUAGGGUGGAAAGUUUGGCAUCCCAUUUGGUUUCUUCAGCUGAUGAAAAUGAAAAUCAACUUGACAAUGAUGGCAAUGAGGUUCUGACCAGUAGUAGCAUUGCUAUGGGACAACAGGAGAAAGGUGAGCAGGACAGCAUCAAUAAUAAUGAGAAUAUAAACACUCAAGACUGUACCCCAGGCUGUAAGGAGGAGACUGAGAGGAGGUCUGUGAAUGUCCAUAUGGACCCCCAGCUGGAGGAAAAGCCAAUUGCAGAAAAACAGCCAGGUGGAAAAAGAAGUCCAAGAAGCAAAAGAAGCUCCAGUAAAAAAUCUAAAGGAGUUCCUACAGUGGGAACCACAGCAAUCAAGGAGGAAAAUACUCUUAUUACAGAUACAGAUCCUGUGCAUGCUGAAUGUGCUGUUGAAGCAAAUGAAAACUUCCACCAGAAAGAACAAAAACACACGUUGCAGUCUCUUUUCUCUUUGCUCCGUGAAGAGGUUGAGCAGAUGGAUUCAAAGAUACUGCCCCUGUGUCUCCAUCAGAUAGCUGAGACCUAUUUUCAAGAGGAGGAAUAUGAGAAAGCAAUGAAGUUUAUUCAGCUUGAACGACUGUAUCAUGAACAGCUGCUUGCUAAUCUUUCUUCUAUACAGGAGCAGUGGGAAAGAAAAUGGAAAACAGCAGUUCCUAGUCCACUUACAACACUGAGGAAUUCAGCUAAAGACCUGAGCGGUGAAGAGCUGGAAAAGCUUACUAGAGUUUGCUCUUCACAUCAACAGCCACAGGCAUGCAAAACUAAGCUACUAGCUGCAGGAAAUACACGGGAGAGUGGUUGUUUGCUUCAGUUAACAGAAUCAAAACAUUUAAAGGAAAGAGAAGCUGCUGCUUUUAAAUCAGGUACUGAAACUUGUCCUGGCAUUCAACCAAAGAAAGAAGAUCAACAGCUGAGCACUGGUUCUCCAGGUGAAAAUGAAACUGAGAGACAGAUGGAGGCAGCAAGUCUUCGGGUAGCUGCAGGAAAGGACCACAUGGAGGAGCAGCACUGCAGUGCUGAAUCAACAUCAGAGCCACACACCCAGUCCACAGGGACAGUGGGCAGGCUUUCUUCGGGCUGUUUAUCAUCUGGGGAUGCCAGUAAAGAUAACAGUUUGCAGCUGAGAGAAGGACCACUCUUUAAGGAUGUGGAAGAAAUAGAAGUCACAGCUGAGGAGCCUGGAGUGAAACUCCCUCUUGAGCCAAUGGUAGAUGCUUUGUUUUUAACAGAUGCUGAUUAUAUGCCUACUGAUUUAGUUGCUACCGAUAAAGAUGUGCAAGCUGAUAGAAAUCUGCUCAGAUCAAAACAUGCUGCUGGCUCUUCAGAAGUCACUAGUGGACAGCUUGGAAAUAGUGAUUUAAGGCAGCAACAUGAACAGCCUGAUGAUGAAAAAUCUUCGCAGGACAGAAUUGCAUCAAAUGUAUUCUCUGGGUGCAGUAAAGUAUCUGAGACUGAGAGUACUGCCAAUUCACGAGUAUGCAAGGAAAUACAGAGAACAGCAGGAGAGGAGGAGAAGGUAAAUAAUGAAGAACAAGAAGACUUAUUUCUCAGAUUUUUAAAUGGUAACAUAAUAGACACUGAAGAAUCAUUUGCAAACUUAGAAAACCAAGAGGACUUUGAUACUGUUCCAGACAUUUCACCUGAACGAGCAUCUUACAACUCAUUGGAAGCUUUAUCACUAGAUGACAGCUUUUCUUCUCUUGACGAACUUGCAAGAAGGAUAGAGAUUGCUGAGAUUGCCCCUGCAGAAGGAUUGGUGUCUAUACUAAAGAAGAGAGAUGACAGGGAUGGAAAAACAAUUGCUCAAGUCCACCAAAGGCAAACAAAGAGAAGAGUGCGAUUCCAAGAAAUGGAAGACACAUUGGAUCAAGAUGAAGUAGCUGGUGGCUCCUGUAUUUUGCUGAUCCUGCUGUGCAUAGCAACUGUUUUCCUUAGCAUUGGAGGAACUGCAUUGUACUGCACCUUUGGUGACAUGGAAUCUCCUGUGUGUACUGAUUUUGCAGCCAACAUGGAUUUCUAUUAUACCCAAAUAUUGCAGCGUAUGGAAGAAUUUAAACACUGGAUAGCCUUCUCAUAGCUGAAAUGAGCAGAGACAGCACAGUAAGAGAUCACCAGUGGUUAUUGGAGAUGGUAGAAAAAAAAUGUGAUUUCAAGUUCUCUAACACUUGCCACCUGCAGGUGAUGUGUAUUUGAUGAUGUACUUACACUUCUACUUAAAAAUCAAGAAAAUUAUAGUUUAGCAAUCAGGUGGCAAAAUGUUCACAUCUGUUCUUAACUGUAGCAGUGUGGUAUGGGAGAAUAAGAAGUUAUUGUCAUCACCCUUUUGAGAGUAGGCAAGUAGCUUUUCAACAACUUGAGCAAGUGAAGAAGAAAGAAGAAAAUCAACUGUCUUCUGCUCUCCCAUUGCCACCCAUUGUGUAAGCAAUCUCUGGAAGCUUAGUAAAAGACAGCUUUAAUUUACAGCUGUUUGUGCAAAGGUGUUGCCUCCAGCUAUCAUGCAAUAAGUCUGUGUUUUAUGGAAACAUUGUUUUUAUUCUAAGUCUUACUAUUCUUCUACAUUGUUUUUCUCCAUUUUAAUUCUCCUGGUGAGCCAUGUAAUUAUUUGGGUGGAGUGAGAAAAGUGCAGCAGCAUUCACAGAGCCCUCAUUUGGUGAUUAACAGACUGACCCUGUGUCUUAAAGGUUAUAGCGAAUGAGUGGGAUAAAUACGCCAGCAGACUUCACUAAAUUUCCUGGAGCUUUCCUCCCAGUAUUGUGGGGGCCGUUUGAGAAAUGGAAGGUUAAAAAUAAACCAUUGGUCUCACUAAACACAGACACAAAAGUAAGAUGCUUACUAAAUUAUUCAUGUUAAAGUGGCUUUGGCCAAUUUUAAAGCACCUGGUAGCAGGUGUGGGGCUAACUGGGUUUUCUGUCCAGGUAUGUCACUGACUUAGAGUAAUCACUUUGUGCCUCAGUUUCUCCUCCGUAAAUGGGGAAUAAUGAUCCUUGCCUUUGUCUGUGAAUUUUUAUUGCAGUUAGGGCUCACGUCUGAUUCAUCCCAGAUGAGUGCACAGGAUCACCGAACUGUGUGCCUGCGGCCUCUCUCAGUGGGUGAAUGCUGAUAUAAAGUGGAACUUAACCAACAGAAGAGAUUCAGAGGCUCACUACAGAUCCGUAGCAUGGUAGUAGUCCAGGGCACUCAGUCCAGCAGAUAAAACAUGUUUACAUCUAUUUGCCCUGCAGUUCUGAGACCUGUGUUGUAAAAUCUGUUCUUUUUCUAUGACCUAUACAGAUUUGAAUGAGUACAAAGAGUCAUUUUAAAUGGGUAUUACUAUUACUUGGUGCUUAGUCCUUCCUGGGUGGUAUGUGAGGGGAACACUGACAUGACUGUGAAGGUGAGAAUUAGAUACCCAGGGCUUUGGCCCACACUCUGGUCAAAAUAUGGCAACUGUUCUUGUACAGAGCACAGUGUCCCAGCCCUGCUGAGGGCGUUAGUGUGAAACAAUUCCUUUACACCUCAGGAAACAGCAUUUUUGAGGGGUCCACUUCACUCCACUCUGUGAUUCCUUGCUUACUAACGUGGUAUGAUGCAGUGUGUUCAGGUUUAGAAUAUUAUUUUGUAAAAUACUAUGAAAUGAAAUCUUCAAGAUGUGGCUCAGAAUUAUAACAUUAAAUGAUCAUGCUUUCUGGCAUAUGCGAGCAGAUUGUCCCUCUUAGUGAGCUUCAUUGUUCCUAACACACUGUUAUACUUCACGGGUUUUUAAAGUGAAAGUUAAAAUAACUUUUUUUUUUCUAGAAUAAAUUGCAUGUAUGAUUUGUCUUCUUGGUUUCGCUGCGGAGGCUUAGUUUAUCUGUACCUUAGGGAGCCUCCUGUGCAGCUUUAUAUUAAACUAGCGAAUUUUAAAUACCCAAAUUAGUGAAACUUUUGAUUUCAGAAUGAAACUUGAGAACAGUAGUUUGUAUAUUUUUUGUUUGUUGUCCUCAGAGUAUUAUAAUGCUGGGCUGAUCUAAAGGAGAAAGACACUUUUGUAUUUUAAAGUGUUACUGGCUGGUUCAGUUUAUUAUUUGAAGUCUGCGUUUGUUUGUUUAUUUAUUUAGUUGUUCUUUUAAAGAGAAUCCUAUUUUUCUUUUUUGGUUAUUUACUCACAGAGUAAUUAAAGCAUGCAUUCAGUUAAAAUAUGUAUUUAUAGAGACUGUGCAGUUAGAAUAUAUUUUGGGUUUCUGUAACUUUGCAUUGAGUGUUUCAGGAUAUUAAGUUUAUUCCUAAAAAGACAACUGUUGAUAUCAGCUUACAUAAAAAUUUUAAGCUUUUGUGCACUUCAUCACCAAAAAGAUCAAGAGGUAUAUAUAGAAUAUUUAUUCAAAAGUAUAUCAGAUACGGAGAUCAAAGAUCCUCUACUUUUAGGUUCAUUUCAUUAAGACUAUUUAAAAAUAAUUAUUUUAUUUAAAAUUGUAAAGCUAUUUAAAGGCAAAGUGAUUUUUAAUAAGCAGUUCAGUUUAAAAGCAGCGGCCCAAAUCCUGGUAUGUCCACUUUGUACUAUAUUUGCAGUGCAAAGACUCACUAGUAUCAUCAGAACUGCCUACAAGAAGAUCAUGAUGAGGCUGGAUGGACACCAAUGUUACUUACACAUACCUGAUGAAGAAUGAACAGCCAGGUGUCUGUGUAACUCAGCUACCUUACACUUGUGUUGUAACUUGGAGCAUGUCUCCAGCUUUCCCAACUCUGCCAAGGUACUACACAUGCAAAGUCUCUCAGGAUUUGAGGGAGCAGAAGGUGCACAUAUGCACAGGCUGCCCGGCUCCUGAUCUGAGCUGCUCACUCCUCAGUUGCAACCAAGUGGUUGAAUCUGGACCUAAUUUCUGUUGGCAUUACUUUAUAAAAAGCUGAUGGUACUAACUCUUGCUUCAUGUGACAGUGCUCUUGGAUUGCUGGUGACAUUGCUUCUGCCCGAGUUACCUGAGGGGUCAGGAUCUUACAGUCAGGUAAAUUCAAGCUAAAAGAAAUAGCUGAAGCUACUUCUCUUGUCUGAGUAUUUUGAGGUAAAAUAAUCCUGAGCAACAGCUAAGAUAAGGAGGAAGAAAACGGAGGGAAAAGGCUUCCUACGCAACCCAUCCAUUUUAAAGCCUUUUGCAUAUAGGUAUUUAUUCUUCAUCCUUCCCUGCCACUGUCUUUAGGACUGUUCUGCUUAGCAGUAGGGGAGACACACUAUGCUGGUGUACAACAAUUUAUAGUUGGUAGGAAAAUUCAGGGAAUGCUUCAGUACUUGACAAUAGUUAAAAGUAAUUUCUUAAAAUAUGACCGGAUUUCAGGCUCAUACUGUACCUUCAAAGAAGUUGUGGCCACUUAAUCACAUGCAGCACUCUACUAGAAACCUCCAGUUUAUUCUUUGAGUGUAAUUAUUUUGAAGAGAUUCUUAUGAAAAUCGAGAUUCAGCAUAUGCUGCCAAAAAGAGCUUUCUGAUGACAUGAUUAACACCCUUACCCCAAACAGCCUGGACUACACCAAGAAAAGCACUGUGCUGUAGCAGUCAUACUACGCUACAGGCUUGUUUUCUGAACAGUAUCAGUAAGGAAGCAGGUAUUCUACAGCCCAAAUAUACCAGCAGAAGUUUAUGAUCUAGGCACAGCCCAUGUUUUAAAAUUUUUCCAAUGUCUCUGCUUUCAUACCUGAAAAAUGCAUAGCUCUGGUGACAAACAGUAGGAAGUAGUCUGACAAAAAGGGAAACUCUUUUUAGGGUUUUCAAGAGUAGAGAGCAAGCUUGAAGUAUCAAACAAGCAGAGUAGAUUGGAAGACUAAAUUCUUGUGUGAUAGGGGACUGUUCCACUCAGUAACCUAAAAGGAUGUUGCUCUCCUAAGAAAACAUGUUUGCCUGCUGUAAUGUAAAAACCAAGGCCAUCUGAAAGGACUAACUGUAACAAAUUCAGCUUCCUUUAACAAAAGGAGUAAAUAAUUGUGUUUGAAACUAUCACCCAAGCUUGUAAUUUAAAUACUGUAGCAAAAAUAAUAAAAACUGUCCCAAAGAAAAUACAUGAA
Messenger RNA from Pezoporus occidentalis (night parrot), 6142 nucleotides. RefSeq names its product consortin, connexin sorting protein (gene CNST). Gene Ontology annotation, biological process: positive regulation of Golgi to plasma membrane protein transport. Gene Ontology annotation, molecular function: connexin binding. Bases 51 to 2207 code for a protein of 718 amino acids. Lineage: Eukaryota; Metazoa; Chordata; Aves; Psittaciformes; Psittacidae. The transcript is spliced from 10 exons. Gene Ontology annotation, cellular component: transport vesicle; plasma membrane; trans-Golgi network. The record is from RefSeq and is a predicted model, not a curated record.